AGAUGACUGACAGAUAGAAAACAUGGAAGACAGUUUAUUAGAUUUAGAACAAGUUCAUGUUUAUUUAUUGGAAAACGGUGGUAAAGUGAAAAAUCGGGAUGUAGUUCGUUAUUUUAAAAAUUAUUUAACGGAUCCCCUAAGCAAAGAUGAAAAUAGAGUUCGCUUUAAGUCAUACAUUAAUACUUUGGCAACUACAAAAACAGAAGGAGAUGAUAAAAUAAUACUAUUGAAAAGCAAAUAUAGUAGUUCUGAUGCCAUAACGUCAUUUUCGAGCUCCACAAGUAUGUAUUCCCCUCAAUUUGAUCCAAGAAAUUCAGUUGGAAUCCCUUUAUCGCCAUCAGAAAUGAAUUUAAUGGAUUCAUCGCCAUCAAGACAACCACCGCCAUAUAGACCCCCUCCUCCACCACCACAAGGUACACCAUCAUCUUCUUCAUUGGAUGCCAUGUCUGUAGGUUCUAUUAAUUCAUUAAAUGAAUUUCCGAAAACUCCACAAGCACCUCCAAGGGAUAAAAAACGUGAUGAUAUUACUCCAAAAAAGUCAAUAUCAGAACCAGAAUCUGCAUCUGCAGCAGAUGAUAAAACAGUUAGUGUUAAAGAACGAACUCAGAAAUUUAAUAGACUUGCUUCUGUAGAAGAUGAACUUAGUCCACGACUUUCAAAGUCUGCUGAAAAAAAAUUGAAUAGGGGGGCAGACGAAGACGAUGGAGUAUCUCUUACCCCGUUAGAACCAAAGAAAUGUAUGGAAUGGUACGUCACAGCCAGUAGGGGUGAUUAUCAAGAAUUAAUCAAGCUGGCCAACAAAGAACCAAGACUUGUCAAUAAAAAGGUAAGAUUUUGUUUGUUAUUCACUCUAGUAUGUGUUUUGUUAUGAAAUGAUCACUAUAACUCGUAAUAUUCAAUCUAAUCUUGUUCAUUUGAAUCAGAGAGUUUAAAAUAUAAAAUGAUUUUAAAUUUGUGGAAAAAAAUAGUACCUGAAAUGCGUUUUUAUCUCGUUCUGUAGAUACAAUCUUUGUAAUAAACCUAGUAAGGUUUCGUUUACUGAUAUCUUUGCCAAAGUCUCCCAUCCUCAUCUUUAACGUUGUUGUUUUUAAUGGUAUAUGUAGCAAAUAAAAUUUCGGGGUAGGUAAGAAAUACUGAGACAACGAUUUCGUCAUCCACCUGAACACAACGCUGAUGUCAACCAGUGCUAAUUCUUCUAUCGUCUGUAUUUGCUGUCUUCUUCUUUGAAUUAGUCGAGCAUUUGAGUGUUACAGCUCUUUAUAACUUACCAA
Messenger RNA from Diorhabda sublineata, 1271 nucleotides. RefSeq lists its product as uncharacterized. The transcript is spliced from 5 exons. Bases 23 to 871 code for a protein of 282 amino acids. NCBI's taxonomy places the organism in Eukaryota, Metazoa, Arthropoda, Insecta, Coleoptera, Chrysomelidae. The record is from RefSeq and is a predicted model, not a curated record.